GAUACCAGAUAACAAAUAAGUGAUCAAUAAAGAAGAAAGAGGCACUCAUGAUGAGUCUGCUGAUUGUUAAUGUUAAUGUUAUUAUGAUUGGAUCAUUAUUAAUGACAAUAAUGUCCGCACUAGCUUCACCCAUUGCCAAACCAGGUUGUCAAGACAAGUGUGGAGAUGUAGAUAUUCCAUACCCUUUCGGAAUUGGAUCAUCCGAAUGUUUUCUUGACAAACGAUUCGAAAUCUCCUGCGACAACAAGUCUUCCACGCCUGUUCUCAAACACACUCAGCUACAGGUACUUAAUAUUUUAUUAAGUCCUUAUUCUCGUGGUUAUUAUUCCGAUUAUUACGAUUCCCAAUGGAUUGUGGUGAGAAACCCCAUUAGUUUCUUCGGUUGCGGAAACAAGACAAGGCAAAGAUCAGCAAAUUUAACAGGAACCCCGUUUUACUAUUCGCGUGGCAAUGUAUUCAUUGCAGUAAGUUGUGGUGCCUUGGCCAAGUUCGUAACAAAGUCAGGCAACAUGCUCUUCCAGAAUGGAUGCUCAUCCAAUAGUACAACAACUACAUCAACUAGUCAUAAUAUUAUUGAUUUUAGUAAUUGCGAUGGCGUUGAAUGUUGUACUACUUCCGUCGUCUUCCCUUCGGAUGUUGUGAGCGACAGCUUCGAAAUCUCCAUGGAUAAUGAUUCUUCUGGUACUCCUGCAAAUCAUAGCCAAUGCAAAUAUGCAUUCUUGAUAGAUUAUGAUGAAAUUGAUAAACAUAAAACAUUUGGUGAUCUGGAUUAUGUUCCCGUCCGACUAAGUUGGUCGCUUAACAGUACGUAUUUCGAUGUAUUUAAAACACCUGCUAUGCCAUUGCCAACCAUAACUAGCAACUUCCGUUGUCGAACUUCGACGGAGGACUAUGGUAAUUUAUUAGAAUCCUCUUCAGAUCGGAUAGAUCAUUGUUCGUGCAAGUAUGGACUUCGAGGGAAUCCCUAUCUGGUGGGUGGGUGUAAUCAAGAUAUUAAUGAAUGCAUUGAGUACAAAUCGGCAUGCCCUGAAGGCUCUACUUGCGUGAACACUUUCGGGGACUAUCACUGUAGUUAUAAACGCAUGGCUAUCUUUAUAGUCUCGCCGUCUAUCUGCCGCCAGAGCCGAGAUCGGACCUCCGACGAUUUCGUCUUCAACUCCCCGCCGAUCUCGCAGAAGCCUCAAGCCCAGGCAUUGUCCUUCGACUCAUCUUUAUAA
This is a messenger RNA of Humulus lupulus (European hop), 1217 nucleotides long. Its product is annotated as wall-associated receptor kinase-like 10. The record is from RefSeq and is a predicted model, not a curated record. Lineage: Eukaryota; Viridiplantae; Streptophyta; Magnoliopsida; Rosales; Cannabaceae. The coding region runs from base 48 to 1217 and encodes 389 amino acids. The transcript is spliced from 3 exons. Gene Ontology annotation, molecular function: calcium ion binding; polysaccharide binding.